AUGAAGCCAGAGAAGGUAAUUCGUGACAAAUGCGUCGGUCAUGUUUUGGGAGAAAACCGGACCUCCUACACAACCAGAGACUCGAUAAUCUACGCUCUCGGUGUGGGCUGUAGUCAGGAUCCGUUGAACGACGCAGACCUCCCGUACACCUAUGAGCGACAUGAAGACGGUUUCCGAGUUAUUCCUUCCUUCGCCACCACUUUCCCCUCUUUUGAACUUUUGCUUGAGGGACUGCAAAGCUGUCCCGGGAUGCCCGAGUUCAACCCCAUGAUGCUUCUGCAUGGUCAGCAAAAAGUCACCCUCUUUCGGCCCCUGGAAGAAAGCAUUCCUCGACUCAUUCAUCGUUCAUUCAUCAGCGACGUCGAAGACAAGAAAUCGGGCGCCUUGGUCACAGUCACCUCUGACAGCAAGUGUGAAGAAACCGGAGUUCUGUUCUGCCGAAACGAAUGCAAAUUGUUCAUCCGGGGACUCGGAAAUUUCUCCUCUGCGGAGGACGCAAAACGCGGGGAAGACGCGAGAAGUCGAGACCGGCGCAGGAAGUCGAGUGUUUCCUUCCAAGAGCCGCCCACAAAAGUGGUAGAUGUGAAGACACCCGAGAAUCUCGCGCUCCUUUAUCGUUUGAGUGGAGACACAAAUCCCCUCCAUGUGGACCGCCAAAUGGCUGCGAUGGGUGGCUUCAAGCGACCCAUCCUCCACGGCCUCUGCACCUUCGGCAUCGCCACUCGGGUCAUCAUCCAGUCUGUCUUGGCAAACCAGCCUGAACGCGUCGCUGCGGUGUCUGGUCGAUUCUCCGCUGCUGUCACUCCUGGCGACCAGCUCCGCGUCCAGAUGUGGAUUUCUGCCGAGGAAGGCGCGCCGGGGAACGAAAAGGCUAUUCUCUUCAAUGUCAUCAAUCGCACAAGAGACGACCAAGUGUGCCUCGAAAACGGCGUCCUCACAGUUCGUAGCCCCGGCCUGCAAAUCGCCAAACUGUGAUUCAAAAAGGCGAUUUUUACCACGGGAAAUCGAUUCCUGCGUGAUGUGGACUUCUAAGCCAUACACACACAUGCGUACAAAUGCAGUUUUUAUAGAGCGCUGUAGAUGCACGAGGAACAAGGAUAGACAUCAGUGUUGAUUUAUCGAAGUAGGCGCAGAUAGAUGGAUCUAUACGUAGUUGCGUCUGUAGCUCUGCCUCAAUGUAUCCUUCGAGAAUAUUCUUUCCGGAUCUAUCGACGAACGCAUAGAAGUAGGAAUACAUGGAUGUUUACAUUUCUAUAUAGAAGUGUGCAUACGUUUAUAGACAUGUAUAAAUAUAUAUGUAUAUAUAUAUAUAUAUAUUUAUAUAUAUUUGCAUAUGCAUAUAUAUGGUGGGGAUUUGUAGCGUGUAAUCGUUCCACACCAAGAACGGCAACAGUUAUCUCCUUCCCCGCUUGAACGACGUUCGCUCCACCUCAGCUCAGAACGGUUUUUCUACCAAAGUCACAAACGAAACACUCAGCUUUUCUGUGAGAAAGCCGCCGUGUCUGUGGUAAGCCGAAGACAGAAACCGGGAGACCUUUUUUUUGUCUGUGUCGUGCUGAAAUAUAAAGACAUUUCCUUUAAUGGACUUCUCCCGUUU
Molecule: messenger RNA, 1597 nt
Organism: Toxoplasma gondii ME49
Lineage: Eukaryota; Apicomplexa; Conoidasida; Eucoccidiorida; Sarcocystidae
Product: MaoC family domain-containing protein
Exons: 8
Coding region: 1-975 (324 amino acids)
Cellular component (GO): peroxisome
Source: RefSeq, a predicted model, not a curated record